This is a messenger RNA of Nyctereutes procyonoides (raccoon dog), 1723 nucleotides long. RefSeq names its product lanosterol 14-alpha demethylase. The transcript has 10 exons. Gene Ontology annotation, molecular function: oxidoreductase activity, acting on paired donors, with incorporation or reduction of molecular oxygen; iron ion binding; monooxygenase activity. Bases 128 to 1639 code for a protein of 503 amino acids. Lineage: Eukaryota; Metazoa; Chordata; Mammalia; Carnivora; Canidae. The record is from RefSeq and is a predicted model, not a curated record.
CCUGGGGGCCGGGGCCGCUUGCGGACGCCCAUCAGCCGGCUUCACUCGCUCCGUCUGUUCGGAGGGGCGGCGGCGACCUCGGCCUCCAGCGUCUCUGGCGAGCUGUAGCGGCUGCUCCGCGGUCAGGAUGAUGUUGCUGGGCUUACUGCAGGCGGGCGGGUCGGUGCUGGGGCAGGCGAUGGAGCGGGUGACCGGCGGCAACCUCCUAUCCAUGCUGCUAAUCGCCUGCGCCUUCACGCUUGGCCUAGUCUACCUGAUUCGCCUCGCAGUCGGCCACCUGGCCCCCCUGCCUGCCGGGGCGAAAAGUCCACCAUACAUUUUCUCUCCAAUUCCAUUCCUUGGACAUGCUAUAGCAUUUGGGAAAAGUCCAAUUGAAUUCCUAGAAAAUGCAUAUGAAAAGUAUGGACCUGUAUUUAGUUUUACCAUGGUGGGCAAGACAUUUACUUACCUUCUGGGGAGUGAUGCUGCUGCACUGCUUUUUAAUAGUAAAAAUGAAGACCUGAAUGCAGAAGAUGUCUACAGUCGUCUGACAACACCUGUGUUUGGGAAGGGAGUUGCAUAUGAUGUGCCUAAUCCAGUUUUUUUGGAGCAGAAGAAAAUGCUAAAAAGUGGCCUUAAUAUAGCCCACUUUAGACAGCACGUUUCUAUAAUCGAGAAAGAAACAAAGGAAUACUUUCAAAGUUGGGGAGAAAGUGGAGAAAAAAAUUUGUUUGAAGCUCUUUCGGAGCUCAUAAUUUUAACAGCUAGCCAUUGUUUACAUGGCAAGGAAAUCAGAAGUCAACUCAAUGAGAAAGUGGCACAACUGUAUGCAGAUUUGGAUGGAGGGUUUAGCCAUGCAGCCUGGCUGCUGCCAGGCUGGCUUCCCUUGCCUAGUUUCAGACGCAGGGACAGAGCUCACCGAGAGAUCAAGAAUAUUUUCUACAAAGCAAUCCAGAAGCGCAGACAGUCAGAAGAAAAAAUAGAUGAUAUUCUCCAAACUUUACUAGAUUCUACUUACAAGGAUGGGCGUCCUUUGACAGAUGACGAAGUGGCAGGCAUGCUUAUUGGACUGCUCUUGGCAGGGCAGCAUACAUCCUCAACUACUAGUGCCUGGAUGGGCUUCUUCUUGGCCAGAGACAAAACACUUCAAGACAAAUGUUAUUUAGAACAGAAAACAGUCUGUGGAGAACAUCUGCCUCCUUUAACUUAUGACCAGCUGAAGGAUUUAAAUUUACUAGAUCGCUGUAUAAAAGAAACAUUAAGACUUCGGCCUCCUAUAAUGACCAUGAUGAGAAUGGCCAAAACUCCUCAGACCGUUGCAGGGUAUACCAUUCCUCCAGGACAUCAGGUGUGUGUUUCUCCCACUGUCAACCAAAGACUUAAAGACUCAUGGGUAGAACGUCUGGACUUUAAUCCUGAUCGGUACUUGCAGGACAAUCCAGCAUCAGGAGAGAAGUUUGCUUACGUGCCAUUUGGAGCUGGGCGUCAUCGUUGUAUUGGGGAGAAUUUUGCCUAUGUUCAGAUCAAGACAAUUUGGUCCACUAUGCUUCGUUUAUAUGAAUUUGAUCUCACUGAUGGAUAUUUCCCCACUGUGAAUUAUACAACCAUGAUUCAUACCCCUGAAAACCCUGUUAUCCGAUACAAGCGAAGAUCAAAAUGAAAAAGGCUGCAAGGAACUAAUAUGUGAAACAUCACUGUAAACUGCAAAAGCAUUUGAAGAGAAUGAAGUUUAUGAAACUCUUGG